Molecule: messenger RNA, 690 nt
Organism: Anisakis simplex (herring worm)
Lineage: Eukaryota; Metazoa; Nematoda; Chromadorea; Rhabditida; Anisakidae
Source: the annotation of a GenBank genome assembly
AUGGCAGGCUGGCACAAAGCCGUACUCACUCUGAUGAUUUUCGCGUUGUUGUUCGGUUCAAUUGCAGCUAUCGCUAUUGCCUUGAGCACAUACCGAAGAAAUCACGCUCGUCUUCUGACAGUAACCUUCAAUGGAUUCGCAUUUUUGUCGUGUAAGUAUCGUAUGUUGCCUCAUCAAGAUCCGAGUAUAUUGCCUCAUGUGCAGAAUCGAUCCGAGUAUAUUGCCUCAUUUAUGUUUCUGUCGAUUGCACUUGCCGUCUUCGUGAUUAAUGCCGAGAUGCUCGAAGCAAGAUAUUUGAUUGGUGUGAAGAACACAUUCAGAAAGGAAUACGGUUAUUCAUUCUAUUUGGCUGCUUUUGCGACACUUUGCUUAUUGUUCGCUCAGUUGGCCGGUGUGUUGGUUACCACGUUUGUGUUCUUUGCAAAAGACUCGCAUGAGCAUAGCGUUGUACCGGGCGCAGACGACCACGAAAUAUGGCAACGAAAUCAACUUUACGCGCUGAAAAAAAUGAGGGAUGCCCAGCUUCAAUCGAGUCGCAUAAGCUCGAACAGUGCAAUACCAGUGUUUGAGCAACAAGUUUUCGAGCAGCCACCCCGACCUGGCAGUGUUUUGGGUGGUUCACAGACGAUCACAUCGUUAUCACCAGCAGCAGACUAUUGGCAGUCGAGACGUGCAAAUAAUCAUUAUUAG